This is a messenger RNA of Momordica charantia (bitter melon), 1321 nucleotides long. RefSeq names its product protein OXIDATIVE STRESS 3 LIKE 2. Lineage: Eukaryota; Viridiplantae; Streptophyta; Magnoliopsida; Cucurbitales; Cucurbitaceae. The record is from RefSeq and is a predicted model, not a curated record.
GAGGAUAAGGCCUUCGGCUUUCCCUUUCUGCGUUCUUUAUCCUUUUAUUUAACUCUCUGAUCGAAGAUGAUAUUACUGUUUCCGUUCAUUAAUUAUUUCAAAUUCACGUUUCUAUAUAUAAAUUGCUGUCUGUUCAUCGUUGGACAAUCUCUCUCCUCUCCAGUGAAAAAUCCCAGUUUCUGAAUCUGAUUUGCGGAUGCAAUCCAUGGCGGUCUUCGUCCUCCAUUGAUUAAAUUAUCAUAUCCAUAUAUUCAACUUCGCUCUUUCGGUAUAUAUUGUCUACAGUUGAAGCCAUUUUGGCGUGUUUUGAUCAUCGUUCAUCCAUUUGGUUUGGUAUUAUUCUCUCUGAAACAGCCAUCAUGUCAAUUGCUUUGGAUAGAAAUAGCAGGAUUCCGCCGUCCGUUUUCUCGCAAGGCGGCUUGCCGUCGUACUGCUCCGUCUUGAAUACGGCGGGAAUUAUUCCGGUAGUUCGACGAGAGGCUGCCGUCGGUGAUGCAGUGGCGCCGGCGGAGGAGUUGGAUAGAUGUAGUUCGUCUUCAUCGUCGUCGAUCGGAGAAAACAGUGGUUUGUCUGUAAAAUCGUCGGAUAAUGACGACGACGGGGAAAAUAAUGAGGCGGAAAGCUCUUAUAAAGGUCCUCUAGGAAUGGAAUCGUUGGAGGAAGUUUUGCCUAUGAGGAGAGGAAUUUCAAAUUUCUACAACGGAAAAUCCAAAUCCUUCACGAGCCUGGCAGAAGCUUCCUCUGCCGCCACCAUUAAAGACAUAGCAAAGCCUGAGAAUGCCUAUUCCCGGAAACGGAGAAAUCUUCUUGCAUCUAACCUCAUCGCCGGCGGCAUAUCGAAGCGGCCGAUCAGUUCAAGUCGAAGCUCGUUGGCGCUGGCUGUCGCCAUGUACACCUCUGGAAGCCACAGCAGCGACGAUCUGAAUUCGAGAUCGCCACCACCGAUUCGUCCUCCAUUGCACCCCAACGGACGAUCUUCUCGCAGCAAUUUAGCUUCUACAGUUCAUCUUCUUUGUAAAUACCCCACCUGGCGAUCAUACUCCCUGGCCGAUAUACAGUAGCUCAGGGCUUCCGUGACCCCAUGAAAGCUGAUCAUCAUCAAUUCAAAGCUAACUUGACCUUGCGAAACCGACUAUCGACAAAUCGGUCUCUUCCAACAAUACAUUUUCUUUCAAAUUGUUAACGAGCUUUACUUCGACAGCAUCUUUGUUUUGAUUUUUUGUAUGUAAAAUUAAGAAAAUUGCAGUCGAUCUUUCGAAUCGAUAUCUGUACGAUAAUAGAAUUUGAAGAGCAAAUGGAGAAAUCUGAGAGCUUUUUCCUU